AACAAUGCCCACAUCCCCGUGCGACUGAAAAUGGUUUGGAGCCAACUGGUUAGUUUCAGUAUCAUAGACGUAUUAUGGGCAUUUCUUGCAACCUGUUUUAUCGUAGCCUGUGGUUUAUAUAAAGUGUCAUCACAUCUACCAAAAAAAUGCCAAAAAUUAGAUGGUGUUGUUAUAUUUCAAGAUCUUAUUCGCUACGGCAAGACUAAACAGAAUCUCAAACGCGAUGAUUGGCUACGAGUCUUUGACGUGCCAAAAAGGUGGUUCUGGCACUUUUACGCAGUGUCUGUCUGUUGGAGUGGUUCCCUGCUUUUCUUCUACUUGAACAGUAUCUUCCUGCAUCAUCCACUUCCAUCAUGGUUGACUUGGUCAUCGUCUGUUUUAAUUGCUGGAAAAAGCAGCAGCAAUCCAGAAGGAAAUGUCCCACAGAUGACCACUUUGCUGCUGCUCCUCCUGCUUUGGCUUCACUCUCUCAGAAGACUACUCGAGUGCUGUUUUGUCAGUAUAUUCUCAGAUGGAGUCAUUCAUGUUGUACAUUAUUUAUUUGGCCUGGUGUAUUACAUUGUGCUUGGGCUGACGGCACUUUGCUCUGAGCAUAUGGUUAAAAAAGACAGUAGUACACUGUUCUCUCAAGUGAACUGGUGUCACAUUUUGGGAUGUGCACUUUUUAUUUUGACUUCAUUGCUGCAGCAUCAGUCCAUGGUCCUACUCGCAAAACUACGCUCUGGAAAAUCAGGAAAUGUUGAAACCAUGGUCCAUAAGAUGCCCACAGGAGGCGGGUUUGAGUUGGUGUCCUGUCCACAUUAUUUUGCUGAGGUUCUGAUCUACACCUCAUUGUGGGUGGCCUCAGGAGGACUGUUUACAUGGGGGCUAGUUUCUCUUUAUGUAUUUUUCAACCAAGCACUCGCCGCUCAGCUUUGUCAUGACUUUUACAAGUGCAAGUUUGAGUCAUACCCGAGACAAAGAAAAGCUUUUAUACCUUUUGUGUUGUAGUCCAAUGAGGUUCAUCUGGUUUUCCUUUAAUUUACAUGAAUAGAUAAUUUUUUUCAGACCAAGAUUUUGUUCGUUUUCAUACCUGACAGUUUCGACUGCUCACUAGCAAUCUUCCUCAGAGUGGUCACGUGAUGUUGCUAAUGUGUUGUAGUCUUGCAUUAUUUAGCAAGUCAUCAUUUUUCAACUGUGAAAAACAUUUUCCACAGGAACACCCCAUUCUUUUCCACUGUGAGUAAACAGAUUAAAAAUAAUUAGUUUUUAAAUAUUUGCAUCAUUCAUAACAUCACUCAUAUAAACUACUGUUAGUAUUGGAUGAGAGGAUUCUGGGAGUGCUCUCUGCAUUACACUGAGUUAAAGAAUUAGUGUGCAGAUACCAGGAAUAAAAGUGGGCAUCAACAAAUCUUCCAAUAAAGAAGCUAUAUCUGAG
This is a messenger RNA of Periophthalmus magnuspinnatus, 1417 nucleotides long. RefSeq names its product steroid 5 alpha-reductase 3 (gene srd5a3). The record is from RefSeq and is a predicted model, not a curated record. The transcript is spliced from 5 exons. Lineage: Eukaryota; Metazoa; Chordata; Actinopteri; Gobiiformes; Gobiidae. The coding region runs from base 31 to 990 and encodes 319 amino acids. Gene Ontology annotation, cellular component: endoplasmic reticulum. Gene Ontology annotation, molecular function: 3-oxo-5-alpha-steroid 4-dehydrogenase activity. Gene Ontology annotation, biological process: polyprenol catabolic process; dolichol-linked oligosaccharide biosynthetic process.